GUACCCGCCGUUGCAGUUUCAUAACCUAAAUCUUUUCUCUCCUAUAUCGUUUAAAAUAAAUUAAGUUCUAAAAUUACUUUACGAGUUUCUGUGGUUUCUUGAAAAAUGGAGUUUGUUGAUGCGGUGCCGAUAACUUUCAAAGAAAUUACCCCGACUAGCAACGUACCUGAGAAAUGGAAGGAAGUUAUUCUAAACACAGGCGGUACACACAGCACAUUACAAGACAUUAAGCUGCCUCAGAGGGCUGGAGGAUAUUGGUAUAAGGAUUCAAAGAAGGCUAACACUAGAAAUCGUUUUAUAUACUGGCAAACUACAUCAGACGCUAUUGAACUAUCAGAAGCCUCGCUAGAUGUGAACCUAACUAGCAGUAACCUACGAUGCAAAGUGGCUCCUGGAACCCCGCCCCUCAGCGGGAUGUCUGUUUAUGAAAGGACAGCAUCCCAGGACAUUGUUAUCUUAGCUGCUACCGUAUCAUCAGUCCAUAGACUUAUAUUUCCACAUCCUGAGAGUAUUGAUAAAAAGUCCACCUUUGGUUCUAUGAGCAGCUCUACACCUUCAAUAUUCCAUGACACGGGCGCCAUCAAUAAUCCUAAUAAUUAUCACAUUCUUAAUCAGUAUUCAAAUCCAACGACUGGAGUGGCACACACUUGCGCAUCCCUCCUCCUUGAUAAUGGUGAAGCGGUAUUUGCUCUCGCAUUUGGCUAUGGCGGGGAGGGCGGCUUGUUACUGGUCAAGCUGCCUGUGGCUGGUUCCGCUGUUACUACAUUACUGAAGAGAGAGUCUACAGUUCCAAGAUUUUUGUCCGGCAUUACUGGAGCACUUAGAGGAAAAAAUGUAGACAGCAUAGAAACAUACGGCGUAGUGCUCACCCACGGGCUGGCCAUAGCGAUAUGCGGCGACGCGUGCCUCCGCGCGUGGGCCGUCAACGACGGCGGCGCGCCUUGCGUCGUCACCCCGCCGCUCUCGCAGACCGUCGUGCGGCCCAAACCGCCCCCACACGGCCACAUGCUACAAAAGACAACCGGGCCAAACGGAGACGUGACACUGGUGGCUUAUCUCUCGUUCCCCAACGAAUGCGAAUUCGUCGUCAUGAAGAUGCUAGACGCCGGCGCGGGCGCCGUCAAGUUCUCACACGUUUGUCGCAUUUUUGGACCGCAGUUGGAUCUUCUGGAUUAUACAAUAGGCUGCGGAGAUGGCAGUGAUGUCAUUUGGGCCCUUUGGAGUCAACCUGAUGGAGAAACUAUCAUAACAAGUAGCACCCUGAGCGCGGAGGUGUCGUGGCGCAUGGUGGCGCCGCGGGAGGCGCCGCCGCCGCUGCCCGCGCUGUCCUCGCACCAGCAGUACCGCGAGCGGCUCCUCACGCCGGGCCUCUUCCCACCGCAGGUCGUCAGAAAGGCUCUGGCCAUCUACCGGCGGACGUGGGGCAGCAGCGAGUCAGCGAGCGAGGGUGACCUGAGCGAGUCCGCCAUGAGCGCGGUGCAGGCGCGCCUGCGGCACCUCACCGCCCGCGCCGCCUCGCCCGACCACUCGCAUUUGAUGCACAAAUGCUGGUCGGAUUUGUAUAGCUGGUGCAUGCAGUACAUGGAGGGUCUACAAAAGCCUUUGGGAUUAAUGGUUGCGAAAUCGAGCUGUGACGUGGACAACGGAUGGUGGUGCGGCGUAGUCGGGCGUGCGGGCAUCUCUCUCGUGCGCGAACUGGAGCCGCUCGAGCGUAUGAUGUUGUCGCCAGAUGUCGCCGCGCUAGACUCGGGAAUGGGUGGUGCCGGUGAGCUGUCGACGGACGCGGUGCGCGUGGUGGCGGCGGGCGCGCUGUGGGAGCGCGCGGCGACGGCGGGCGGCGCGGCGGAGCUGGAGCGGCGGCUGUUCGCGUGCGCCGCGCCGCAGCACCGCCUGCUGCCGCGCCUGCUGCACCUGCUGCUCGCGCCGCCCGACCACGCCGACACAGACUCCGCCCUGCCGACAUUAGCACCGAGUCAAAUAGACGAGCUGGAAGCAGUCCUGGAACCCAUCAAAGACUUACAGAAUGCCGUCUUGGAGCUAAACGACGCGCUGAGGCUAGAUGUACCCGACAUAGAUACAUCAAAAUGCGAAGACGAAGACCAAAGUGAAUACGACAGUUUAUUUGCCAGCGACCUUGGCGUUUCAAUCGUAACAGAAUCCAUACGUCAGAUGGCAGAAAUGAGGUUACGAGUGGUUCGCGGCGCGCUGGUGGCGCUGGGCGUGGUGCGCGGCGCGGGCGGCGUGCCCGGCGCCGGGCACUGCGCCGUGCACUGGCAGGCCUACCGCGCGCUGCUGUGGCUGCGCGCCGCUACCUUACAGCGAGUGGGCGCGGGAUCGCUGGAGCUGUUCCGGCUGAAGCUGGGCGCGCUGGGCGGCGCCGGGGCGGCGGGGGUGGCGGGAGGGGGUGCGGGCGGCGCGGCGGCGGGCUACGCGGCGGGCGCGGGCGGCGCGCAAGCCCGCCGCCACCUCGCGCACGCGCGCGCCAGCACGCACUGGCACCAGGCGCUGCCGCUGCUCACCUACCAUCUGGCGCAUCAGCUUUGGGCAGUAAGUGGAGGCUUCGAAUUCGGCUGGUGGCUGGCUUCCAUCAACCAGCCGCGUUUGGUACAAAGCUAUGUCUCGAUGCUCGAGCCGUGGUGCGAGUGGAACGCUUGCUCACGCCAGUUCAUCCUCGGCCUGUCACUCCUGGAUUUAUCGGACGCGGAAGGCGCAUACACGGCCUUCUGCAAAGCGGCGAAGGGAGUCAGCACGGAGCCGUUCCUGCGGCAGCUGGUCGCGGCGCCCGACGCGCGCCUCACGCAGCACCAGGCGCUAGUGCUCUAUUAUAUGAAGGUGAUAAAGUUGUUCGAGAUCCACGACGCAGGCGCUUGUGUCGUGCGUCUAGCGGAAACCGCCAUCAGCAUCGCCGACAAGAACGACCCUAAUUUGCCAAUGUUCCAGUGGGUGGUGUUCAAGUGGCACCUGGCAGGAGGACGCGUGGAGCGCGCGCUCAGCGCCGCGGCCGCCAACCCCGCGCCGCACGCGCGCGCCGCCGCCGCCGCCACGCUGCUUACUACGCUGGCAUCCCGAAAACAACUAAGCGCCCUGGUAUCAUGCGGCGCGCUAGCAGCAGAGGCGGAGCGCGCGGCGGCGGCGCGUGCCAAACUACACGACGCGCACGGCGACAACCCGUACUACGACUUCUUAUACGCCCUGCACAUAUCUAGGCAUCAUUAUAGAAAAGCGGCGUCAAUAAUGUAUGAGCGCGCGGCCCGGUGUGCCGCGGAGCGCUCGGAGGCGGCGGACGGCGGGCGCGCGCGCUGGUUAGCAGCCGCUCUCACGUGUCUACGGCUCGCCAAGCCCGAGCACGCCUUCCUGGCGCGCCCCGCGCCGCGCGCGCUGCAGGUGAUCGGACCUGACGAGCUAGCAGCAGAACUCCGUGAAGAAGUUCCGGACUCCCUCGAUCCCGUACAGCAGGCGUUGCUUGGAGGCGGAAACAUCGAUUUCGACGGGCUAUACCAACACCUGAAAGACGCGAGUGCCGAAACUCUUUUAAGCGUCACCAAGCGCGCUAUCAGUACUGACCAAUUCCUGCCACGGUGGUUCCUACAAGCUUACAUGGAGCGCGACGGCGCCGGCUGUGUCCGCGCGUUGCUGAGCGGCGGGCGCGCGCUGGAGGCGGGGCGCGCGGGCCUCGGCGUGCUGCGCGCCGCGCUGCGGGGGCUGGCCGCGCACCAGCCGCCGCGCGCCGCGCCGCUCGCCGCCCUCGACGCGCUGCGCGCCGAGCUGCAGCCGCACGCCAGGCGGGACCCGCACUCGGAGUACAUGUACGACGAGUUGAACGACUUGGUAAAGGAGUACACAGACACACUAGUGAGGACAUCGGAAGAUAUGAAACUGGCGCAUCUCAACUAUUCCACUGUUAACUAGAUCUAAGUAAACCAUUCAUAAUAUAAAUAAAACGCGUAAAUUUCAGAA
Cydia fagiglandana is the source of this 3957-nucleotide messenger RNA. It is a transcript of the gene Nup160, whose product is annotated as nuclear pore complex protein Nup160 homolog. Gene Ontology annotation, cellular component: nuclear pore. The transcript is spliced from 27 exons. The record is from RefSeq and is a predicted model, not a curated record. NCBI's taxonomy places the organism in Eukaryota, Metazoa, Arthropoda, Insecta, Lepidoptera, Tortricidae. Gene Ontology annotation, molecular function: structural constituent of nuclear pore. Bases 106 to 3909 code for a protein of 1267 amino acids.